Molecule: messenger RNA, 2150 nt
Organism: Parathielavia appendiculata
Lineage: Eukaryota; Fungi; Ascomycota; Sordariomycetes; Sordariales; Chaetomiaceae
Exons: 3
Coding region: 121-1908 (595 amino acids)
Source: RefSeq, a predicted model, not a curated record
UACCAGCCAGCGGCGGGCCCUCCGGGAAACUUAAACCAGCGUCAUGGCUGAACGCCGGCGGUUGUUGGGAGCGCAGUUGUCCCGCACUGCACCUCACGCAACAGCCCGACGUCGUCAGCCAUGUUGUGCCGUGUGACGCUGAGUGGCCUGGUCGCCGCCUCGGUUGUGACGGCUUCCUUCGACAGGAACCUGGCCUACAGCAGUCCUUCGCGGCGGCACCCGAGCCUUGCCGUGCCUCUGGCUCAUGUGUCCAAACGUCAAACGGGCGAGCUCUUCGCUCCGGCCGAGGUCAACUUCACCCAUGGCGUUGCAUCCGGCGACCCCUAUGCCGACUCGGUCAUCCUCUGGACGAGGCUAUCCCCGACAGUGGACAGUGUCGCCUCUGAUUUGGUUCCGGGGGGCGUAGCACCCAUCUACGACGACGCAGAGGGUGCUCAGCCGUCGAGCAAGGCGGCCUGUGUCGAGUUCAAGAUCGCCACAGACCAGGCUUUGACGGAUGUGGUUGACCAGGGCCGGGCUUACACGACUAGCGAUGUGGACUACACGGUCAAGUUUGAGGCAGGCGGUCUCCAGCCGUUUACCACCUACUUCUACCAAUUCAAUGUCUGUGAUUCCGACAAAGUCAGCCCGCUGGGCCGGACCAAGACCACCCCGGCCAAGACGCAGAAGGUCGACCAGAACAUCAGACUCGCCGUGUACUCGUGCUCAAACUACCCUGAGGGCUACUUCAACGCCUACGGCAACCCCGCACGCAAGGACUCAGUCGACUACGUGCUGCACCUGGGCGACUACAUCUACGAGUACGAGCCGGACUCGUCACUGCCGAACCGCAAUCCUUCCCCGAACCGCGAGACGUACUCGCUGUACGACUACCGCGCGCGGCUGGGGUCGUACCGCACCGACGCCGACCUGCUCCUCUCGCACGCACAGUUCGCCUGGAUCCCCGUGUGGGACGACCACGAGGUGGCCAACAACGCGUGGAAGAACGGCACCGAGAACUCGUCUGGCGACGUCUUCCGCCGGCGCAAGCAGGCCGCCGUCCGGGCCUACUACGAGUGGAUGCCGCUGCGGCAGGCCGACAUGGACGACAGCCUGCGCGUCUGGCGCAGUUUCGGGUUUGGUACCCUGUUUGACCUGGCUAUGCUCGACACCCGGCAGUACGACCGCGACCUGACGGUGCUGGGCGGGAUCGCGGGCCUCGGGGGCAACAGCGCCGAGGUGGAGAAGCAGGUGGAUUGGCAGAACCGAACAGUCAUGGGGUUCAAGCAGGAGCAGUGGUUCUACGACCAGCUGAGGGAGUCGAGCCAGCGCGGCGCGGCCUGGCGCGUCGUGGGCAACCAGGUCGUCUUUAGCCGGAUGACGCUGGGCAUCCUGGGUGACACGCCGUUUAACCGUGACCAGUGGGACGGCUAUCUCGCCAACCGCGACCGCGUCUAUCAGUGCCUGGAGGAGGGCAAGAUCAACAACACGGUCAUGCUGUCCGGGGACUCGCACGCCUCCUGGGUGUCGGACCUGGCCUGGCUCGGGAAGAGGGCCUACGACGAGGACACGGGCAAGGGGGCAUUUGGGGUCGAGCUGGCGGGCACUGCGGUCACCAGCUCCAGUCCGGUGGGCGGCACGCCCAAGUUUGCGGCCAACUUGCUCUCCCAGUGGCUGAUCAGCCAGAACCCGGAGCUGCAGUGGCAAGAUCUGUUCUACCGGGGGUAUUUUGAAAUGAGCAUCGGCUAUGAGGCCAUCAAGGCCACCUUCUUUGGCAUUUCGGAUGUCAAGAAGCGUAGCGAUGACGAGGUCGUGCUGGCGCAGUUCCUGAUCAACAGCGGCGAGAACAGGCUGGCCAGGAAUCCCACGGUUGGGGGCGGUCGGGCCAAGAGUGGUGCGUUGAAGAACGGGCGCGUGGACAUAUUUUGAGUAACUGGCAGAGAUGUGUAGGCAUCUGACAACGUCUCAACAUGACAUGUCCUGAAUAGUUAACAAAUUGCUGAGGCAAUCCAGAGCGGGUCAAGCUCACAAGGAAGAGCAAUACAAAGGAAGCAAUGAAGAGGGAGGAGAAGAGCAAAUAAGAAAAAAUGAAGAGUAAAAGUCCUGGGAAAUCCUGGGUAACUGCGAACGUCUUUGACUCCAAUCUGAGUUAAGACAGAGAGACACAGGUU